AUGGAGAGCCUCGUUGAGAAUGGCGAUGGCCAACUCACCAUCCACAACCUCCCACCUCCCACCAAACGAAAACCUACGAGCACCACGACGGGGCCCUUGACCGCCGAAGACAAGGAAAACCAGAAGCGAGUGGCCGACGCACGCAGAAAAUAUGGCCGGGGCCGUCCUGUGCGGGUCAACGAGGUCAAGGACAAGAAGCUACGGGCGAAUCUGAAGAGGAUCGAGAGCAAAUAUCGGACCGCAGUUUUGAGUGCCAAAGAUGCAGAGAUUCUGUACGAGAACGAGGAAGGGUUUCUGCAACCGGAGACGGAACUCGAGAAAACGUACAAGGUUCGACAAGAUGAGAUCUUGGAUGCUGUGGGCAUCCAGCAGGCGAACAAGUCGAUCGAGUUCAAGCUCGACUUGGGGCCCUACGUCUCCGACUACACGAGGAACGGGCGCAGUUUGCUCCUCGCAGGGAGGAAAGGUCAUAUUGCAACCUGCGAGUGGCGCGCAGGGAAACCGGGCUGUGAGCUACACUUGAACGAGACAGUCAGAGAUGCAAAAUGGUUGCACAACGAUCAGUAUUUUGCCGUGGCACAGAAAAAACACACAUACAUUUACGAUCACGCCGGAGUCGAGAUCCAUUGCCUCAGAAAAUAUGUCGAAACCACACAUCUCGAGUUUUUGCCGUACCAUUUCCUCCUUGCCGGCAUCGAGAAUAGCGGGUUCCUUCGAUACACGGAUACUUCGACGGGUCAGGUCGUGGCUGAGCACCCGACCCGAAAAGGAGCGCCGACCGCCCUUGCUCAAAACCCUUACAAUGCUAUUCUCCACGUCGGUCACCAGAACGGGACGGUGUCACUGUGGUCGCCCAACUCGACGGCGCCAUUGGUCAAAAUGCAAUCCAACGCAGGUCCUGUGCGGUCCAUAGCGAUCGACCGCUCAGGCAACUACAUGCUCUGUGGUGGACAGGAUCUGCGUCUGAAACUCUGGGACAUCCGGGCUUGGAAGGAGAUUCACGCUUACACGACGCGACAGCCAGCUUCUUCGAUCGAUAUAUCAGACCGCGGCCUUGUAUCUGUGGCAAGCGGCACGGCCGUGACGAUCUGGAAAGACCUUCUCACCAGUUCUCCAGUCUCUGGACCUCAAAAAGUUCAGUCCCCCUAUCUCAACUGGGGCAACGAUGGCCGCCGCGUCGAACGCGCCCAGUUCUGUCCCUUUGACGAUAUCCUAGGUAUCUCUCACUCGGACGGUUUCAGCAGCCUCAUCAUCCCCGGUGCAGGUGAACCCAACUACGACGCCCUCGAGGUCAACCCGUACGAGACGCGCAAGCAAAGACAAGAAGCCGAAGUCAAGUCUCUCCUCACGAAACUCCAGCCGGAGACCAUCGCGCUGGACCCAAAUUUUAUUGGUAUGUUGGACACGCGCAGCGCGGAGCAGCGCCGGCGUGAAAAGGAUCUCGACACCCCCGCGGAGGAUCCUCUCGCAAAGUUGAAAGCGAGGGAGAAGAAUCGUGGCAGGGGCAAGAAUAGUGCGCUCAGGAGGCAUUUGAGGAAGAAGGGAGGGAAGAAUAUCAUUGACGAGAAGAGGAUGAGGCUCGAGGAGAUGAAGAAGGAGAGAGCCGAAAGGGAGAAGGAGAGGUUGAAGCAGGACAAACUCGAGUUGGGGCCGGCCUUGUCGAGGUUCGCUAGGAGAGGGUAA
Molecule: messenger RNA, 1683 nt
Organism: Fonsecaea multimorphosa CBS 102226
Lineage: Eukaryota; Fungi; Ascomycota; Eurotiomycetes; Chaetothyriales; Herpotrichiellaceae
Exons: 1
Coding region: 1-1683 (560 amino acids)
Biological process (GO): maturation of SSU-rRNA from tricistronic rRNA transcript (SSU-rRNA, 5.8S rRNA, LSU-rRNA)
Cellular component (GO): small-subunit processome; nucleolus; 90S preribosome
Molecular function (GO): protein binding
Source: RefSeq, a predicted model, not a curated record